CGCCACCGCCUGCUUGUCAAACCGAACCUCCUCCUCCGCUUACUGUCCCCUCCCAGCGGCUCUCACUCCCUUCGCCACUGCAGUGAAAGCCUCGGUAACGGAGAGACGGCGAGGAGAGUCUGAAAGCUGGGUACAAAUCCAGGACCAGACCUCAGAAGAGGCACUACUGUCGUGUUGUUUUUUUGUAUCGUUCCCCUCAGCUCGGCGGCCCGCUGACUCUUCCUGUUUCACCUCUUUUCCGUUCACAUCGCCUGAAUUUCAUCAUCGACCCGCAAGAUGGGAAAUGAAGCCAGUUACCCCCUGGAGAUGUGCUCACAUUUCGAUGCUGAUGAGAUUAAGAGGCUAGGGAAGAGGUUUAAGAAACUCGACCUAGAUAACUCGGGCUCACUCAGCGUGGAGGAAUUCAUGUCUCUGCCGGAGCUGCAACAGAACCCGCUGGUGCAGAGGGUUAUCGACAUAUUCGACACGGAUGGGAACGGAGAGGUAGACUUUAAAGAGUUUAUUGAAGGAGUCUCACAGUUCAGCGUCAAGGGUGACAAAGAACAGAAACUGCGAUUUGCUUUCAGGAUUUACGACAUGGACAAGGACGGCUACAUCUCCAAUGGCGAGCUCUUCCAAGUGCUGAAGAUGAUGGUGGGCAACAACUUGAAGGACACACAGCUCCAGCAGAUCGUGGACAAGACCAUUAUAAAUGCAGACAAGGAUGGAGACGGCAGGAUAUCCUUUGAGGAGUUCUGUGCAGUGGUUGGCGGCCUCGAUAUACACAAAAAGAUGGUGGUGGACGUGUGAGCGCCCUCCGCUUGCUGAAUCCCCCUCCUCGCCCUCAACACUCACUAUCUCCACCAUCUCCGAAGAUCUGCUCAGGACGUCUGGCAAAACGCUUUCUGUGUAACUCAAUGGAAGUAUUCUCUCUCUAUGUCUCUCUGUGAAGCCGCUUUUUCUUUUCUGUUUCAAAAAACCGCGGGCCUCGCGAAGCCAACUUUGAAGUGUUAUCGAACUGUAAAUCCGCAAUAACCCGGUCGUAGCACUUUAAGAGACUGAAGGACACCCAUUUGUCAUUUGCAAGAGCAUCUCUGGUUGUGGAAGAGAAGGCAGGGAGGGGUUAGAGGAGGGCGCAGAGAAGAGGCUGGUUGGCUUGUUCAUAUUUCAUCCUUUUUUUUCUUUUGUUAAUUGUCAUUUUUGAUAUUUAUUUUUGUUGUCUUUUAUAAAGAAAAAAAAUACAACUAUAUAUCUGCUUUUUUUUUUUGUUUUAGAGGAAGUGUGUAGUGUAUUUACACGUGCAGCAGUACAGCUAGAAAGUAGGGUAUGAAGUGCCAACCAGAACAUAUCCAGAACCAGUUCAAGUUAUUAACUAUCAUCACUGCAUUCAUUCACACGGGGAAACCCGGAGGGCGAGGCAUCGUUAAUAAAAAAACAAAAUUUCAAAACGAUAAUUUCUUUUUUUUUUUUUUUGCCGUCUGUUUGUUGUUGGGUUUUUUUUUCGCUCAUGCGCGCAGUUUGAAUUGACCAGUAAAGCUUCGAAUCACUCUUAGCAAUGCUUUUCAUCGGCUUUCUUUUUUUUCCCAAUAGGAUUGCUAGUUUUAUUUAUACGUAAGAAUGUGUUUAUUUUGUUGGACAUCAUCCGUGUUUCCUGUCAUGAAAUUCUAGCUAGGUUAAAUUAAUGCCAAGAAAAUGUCUUUCCAGAUAAAAAAAAAAAAAAAAAGGAUAAAAAAAAUCAUGGCUGCAAACUGAUGCAUGGUUUACUCUUGAAGAAGCAUUGUGCAUCCAAAACACAAUUUCCAAUGCAAAGAUUAGCUCAGCACUCGCUAAUGAACUGUAGUGGAAUCAUGACUCGUUUCCAGGUGUCUCUGUGAUGUUAGCAGACCAUGCUGGAUAACCUUGGCAAAGAACCGGGAGGGAUUAAUUGUGAGAUCACAGGCUGUGUGUGAGGAUGAAGCAAUUUAAAGGACUUACCUGCAGGCAGCAGUUUUUGAUUUAAACAGAUAUGUGUAUAUUAGGUAAUCAACGUGAGCUCAUCUUGUCGGACAGCAGGAGGAGGCAGCCUUUGCAUCCAAAGCAUCUCAGUGCAGUACAGGACGGGGUCAAUUCCCUUCAACUCAAAAACACUUAACCUUAGCACGUUAGCAUGAUCAGUGUGCAAUGGCGUUAGACUAGUUUAUAUCUGGAGCGUGUAUGUUUCAAAAGUUGGCUUCCACUCCCACUUUCUCUCACAACCAUGUUAAAUGUAAAAUUCAGAAAUUUUAUUUGUUCAAUUCCAAGGGGAAAAUGCGUCCUACUAUAAACAGCAUUGGGAUACAUGUCCGUUUUGCUUUGGAGGCCAACUGCUAGUUUUAACAGGAUUUUUCAGUCAGAUCUGGAGUGCUCUCUUGUUCCCCAUCCCUGAGCUCUGCACGGCUUGGGCCUCCCUGUGCUUGCAUGACAUGGAAGUAUAUUUUUUGUUGUGCAUGUAGAUCAAUUUUGAAAUAAAACUCUUGUUUACACAUGGAUGGUGAUGUUAAUAUAUUUAAGAAUUUUAUGGUAUACAAUAUGGAUGUUGCCAAACUUUGGUAAAUGUACACAUAUUAUGAGCGGUAAUCCAAAUGAACUGAACUACAUGUAACUUUUUUGUAUUUUACCCGGGUCAGCGAGAUGCUUCGAUUCCAGUAAAAGUCGCAUAUCUGAUCCUGUCUCAAACUGCCACACACUGUACUCAGCUUAAAGGGGAAAAUUGUUUUUUUUUGUUUUUUUUUUCUUUUGUAUAUAAGUAUUUGUUAAAUGCAGUUCUGGCUCUCUGUUCUCUGUAUAGAUCAGACCGCGCUUUAGUUUGUAAGUGCUACUUUUCUUUGAGGGAAUUGGGUUCUUUUUAGCUUGCGUGGGAAUAUCUGAAAAGAUUUAAGUUUGAGAACCUUUUUUUUUCCUUUUCUGCAUGCUGCAUAUUAUGCUGUGGGACUGUUGGAAACUUGAUACUGUAUGAAAAUAAAAUAAAAUUUAAAUAAACUUUGAAAUGUUGAAAGUAA
Molecule: messenger RNA, 2996 nt
Organism: Girardinichthys multiradiatus
Lineage: Eukaryota; Metazoa; Chordata; Actinopteri; Cyprinodontiformes; Goodeidae
Gene: ppp3r1a
Product: protein phosphatase 3, regulatory subunit B, alpha a
Exons: 6
Coding region: 277-789 (170 amino acids)
Molecular function (GO): calcium-dependent protein serine/threonine phosphatase regulator activity; calcium ion binding
Source: RefSeq, a predicted model, not a curated record